AUGGAGUUCGUGGACGAGGGCAUCCAUCGGAACAACCCCGACGCGCUGCGCGCGGCGGCGCUCAUCGCGAACGGCCUCGGCGCGCGCGCUCGAUGGGUCUCGCAUCAGGGCGUCGACUACGGCACGUUCCGACGCGCGAUACUCCUCCGCGCGAAGGAGAAGGGCGCGACGACGACGGACGCGGCGGCGACGAGCGGCGAGGCGGCGAGCGGCCGCGCGGUCCCGGGGAGCCCGUCGCUGCCGACGUCGUCGCGCGCGUCGUCCGUGGACGGCGAUUGGAACGACGACGGCGGCGGCGGCGGGGGCGACGAGGAGACGCGAGAUAGGAAGCGCGCGGGCGCGCGAAGGACGACGACGACGACGUCGACGCGUCGCGCGUCCGCGCUGAGAUCCGCGGGCCCGGUGAGGCACACGCACGCGUCCGGCGUAUCACGCGUGCGAUGGUCCAAGAUGGGCCCGCGCGUCCUCGCGGUCGGGAGAGAGUGCGGCGUCGUCGAGCUCGUCGCGUUCGAGCGCGGGAGGGCGAAUGCGAGCGCGCCGUCGUCGUCGUCGUCGUCGUCGUCGUCGUCGUCCGCGUCGUUCGAACGCGUCGCGUCCCUCGACGGGCACACCGCCGCGGUCACGGAUAUCGACUGGACGCUCGACGGCGGCGCGCUCGCGACGUCCUCCCUGGACGGCGCCGUGCGCCUGUGGUCCAGACCGCGCCCGGGAGCCGCCGUCGCCGCCGACGCCGCCGCCGCCGACGACGACGACGCGUCCGGCGGCUGGCGGUGCGCGCGCGCGAUACCGUGCGGCGCCGCCGUCCACGCCGUCCGGUUCCACCCGAUCAACGCGAACCUCCUCGUCGUCGGGUUAGAGACCGCGGCGGUGUGGCUGUUGAACGCGAGCACGGGGCACAGGGCCGCGUGCGCGACGAGCCGCUCGUACAUGCGCUCGCCGGUGGGGUGUCUGGCGUGGUGCGUCCCAUACACUGGUCCCCAUACGCCCGCGUUGGCGUGGUGA
This is a messenger RNA of Micromonas pusilla CCMP1545, 1002 nucleotides long. RefSeq lists its product as uncharacterized. The coding region runs from base 1 to 1002 and encodes 333 amino acids. The transcript has a single exon. The record is from RefSeq and is a predicted model, not a curated record. Lineage: Eukaryota; Viridiplantae; Chlorophyta; Mamiellophyceae; Mamiellales; Mamiellaceae. Gene Ontology annotation, molecular function: protein binding.